GCCACGAAGGGGUUAAGACCGCGGGGAAGUCUGGGGCUCCAGACCUAGGGGUGGAUUCUUGGGCUUCCUCCCUCUUGGUCCAGAGCUGUAGCUGCUGCGGAGGUGGCCGAUGCAGGUUUCUGUCCCUGGGGCAUGAUCAUGCAGCUGGGCCUCGCCCUGGUACUAGGAAUGGCCCUGUGCCUGGGGUGUGGCCAGCCCCUGCUGUGGGCUCCUGAACGUCCCUUCUCUGUGCUAUGGAACAUACCCUCAGCACACUGUAAGACUCGCUUUGGCGUGCACCUGCCACUAGAGGCUCUGGGCAUCACAGCCAACCGUGGCCAGCGUUUCCAUGGCCAGAACAUCACCAUCUUCUACAAGAACCAGCUUGGCUUCUAUCCCUACCUUGGGCCCAGGGGCACAGCUCAUAACGGGGGCAUCCCCCAGGCUGUCCCUCUUGACCACCACCUGGCACGGGCUGCCUACCAGAUCCAUCUCAGCCUAGAACGUGGCUUUGCUGGCCUGGCAGUGCUAGACUGGGAAGAGUGGUGUCCACUUUGGGCUGGGAACUGGGGCCGCCGCCGAGCCUACCAGGAAGCUUCAUGGGCUUGGGCACAGCGGGUAUUCCCCCACCUGAACCCCCAGGAGCAGCUCCACAAGGCCCGUGCUGGCUUUGAACAGGCAGCCCGUGCCCUGAUGGAGGACACACUACGGCUAGGCCAGGCACUGAAGCCCCAUGGGUUCUGGGGCUUCUAUCGCUUCCCAGCCUGUGGCAAUGGCUGGCGUGGUACAGCUUUCAAUUACACAGGCCACUGCCACCCAGCCACUCUAGCCCGAAACACACAACUGCAUUGGCUCUGGGCUGCCUCCAGCGCCCUCUUCCCCAGCAUUUACCUCCCACCCAAGCUGCCACCUAUUCACCACCAGGCAUUUGUCCGAUACCGCCUGGAAGAAGCCUUCCGUGUGGCCCUUGUUGGGCACCCACAUCCCCUGCCUGUCCUGGCCUAUGCCCGCCUCACAUACCGGUAUUCUGGGAGGUUCCUGUCCCAGGAUGACCUCGUGCAGACCAUUGGUGUGACCGCAGCACUAGGGGCAGCCGGCGUGGUGCUCUGGGGGGACCUGAGCUUCUCCAGCUCUGAGGAGAAGUGCUGGCAUCUCCAUGACUACCUAGUGGGCACCCUGGGUCCCUAUGUAAUCAAUGUGACCAGGGCAGCCAUAACCUGCAGUCACCAGCGGUGCCAUGGCCAUGGGCGUUGUGCCCGCCAAGAUGGAGGACAGCUGGAAGCCUUUCUGCAUCUGCAGCCAGAUGGCAGCCCUGGAGCUUGGGAGUCCUUUAGCUGCCGUUGUUACCCGGGCUGGGCUGGCCCUACCUGCCAGGAGCCUAGACCUAAGCCUAGGCCUGAAGAAGCAACAUAAAACCAGAGGUUACCUGCCCCUGACUCUCUUGUCCCUGCUGCCAUUUUUCCAGUCUUGGAGGGACAGCUCUGUCCCACUCUUGUUCUAUUCAGUUUAGAGUCAGUCCUCCCAUACACACCCUCCCUUCCCAUGGGAUACCUGGGGAGUGGAAGGGGCCAGGAAAAAAAUGUUGACAGACAAACAGACAAAAAUGUUUAUUUUGUUUACACUAUUUUAAAACCAAAGGUCCUCUGAGGUCACUUGAUCCCUCCUGAUAAGCAGCCCCAGGGAAAGUCAGAGUUCCAGAUGGUUAGAGUUGCCAGCUCAGGGCUCUGUUCCUACUACUCCUCACUGGGUCCAUGGAAAGGUCACAGGAGACCCAUCCAGAGACAGGUGGGCUCCAAGAUCUUGGCUAAGGUCUGUAAGUGCUAAGCUGUUAUUUGUCCUCUGCUUCAGCAUAAAGUCACUUUUUCUUUCA
This is a messenger RNA of Neofelis nebulosa (Clouded leopard), 1849 nucleotides long. RefSeq names its product hyaluronidase 3 (gene HYAL3). NCBI's taxonomy places the organism in Eukaryota, Metazoa, Chordata, Mammalia, Carnivora, Felidae. Gene Ontology annotation, biological process: hyaluronan catabolic process; carbohydrate metabolic process. The record is from RefSeq and is a predicted model, not a curated record. The coding region runs from base 133 to 1392 and encodes 419 amino acids. Gene Ontology annotation, cellular component: acrosomal vesicle. Gene Ontology annotation, molecular function: hyalurononglucosaminidase activity. The transcript is spliced from 4 exons.